This is a messenger RNA of Spirodela intermedia, 16130 nucleotides long. NCBI's taxonomy places the organism in Eukaryota, Viridiplantae, Streptophyta, Magnoliopsida, Alismatales, Araceae. The record is from the annotation of a GenBank genome assembly.
AUGGCCUCGAUCGCGCUCCCCCUCGCCUCCGUCCUCAGUUCUUCUCUGUGCGGGCCUGGGACGAGGCGGAUACACAGAAUUUCCUCAUUCCGCGAUGUUCCCCGCGGGAAGUCGAGCUUGCUCUUCCCGUCGUCGCCAUGUGUUCCUCCUUCCCCCAGUCUUGCUGCUCCGAGUGAUAGGGUGCGGCGAGGCGGGGGACGCGUCAACGCCGCAUAUGUGUCGGCUCCGGCCUCCGACGCCAACGUUGGUGCGGCCGCGGUUUCCAGUUUUCAGAACAGGGAAUCGCCUCCCGCAGCCGCGGUUGUAAGCUCGGGAGUAAUAUUGGCGCUAAUGGCGCGGCAUACGCUGCGGAUCACCGUGUCCCUGUUGGCACUCAUUGGCUGCACGUCCUGCACCCUUUCCAUGCCGAUUUUGUCUGGUACGAAUUCCCAACUGUUUUAUGCGUCCUGCUAAUUUUGAUCGCACCAUUGUUGUUGGGGGAAUUCUCAUCCAUUGAUUGAUCCCACCAUUCAUUUACUUCGGGAAAUGAUGCUGAUAUUUCCCAUCGACCGACAGUGGGUACAAUACUGAUAAUGCAACUAUGAUGAUAUUGUGACAUCAUCUUAAUUUUCAAUAAAGUUCCCGUGGAAUGUUGCUCAUUUCUUACUCCGUUUGGUCAUCUGAGGCCAAGAUGAGGGAAAUGCGGUGGCCUUCGUGAUUUGUGGAUAUUGAUUUCACCUUUAGGCCACAAAAGAAUUAGAGCAACCAGGUGCAAAAGCACCAAGUAGAAUUGAGCCGUGGGAUAUUUCUUUCAAAUAUCUUCGUGGAGAUUUUAGAAUAGAGAGGGCACCAGAAAGUCUGGGAGAUGGAGUGUUCUGUUCCUAGCAGUCUCAGAAGAAGACACGUUACGUAAAUGUAUUCGAGGACCGAGUGGAACUUCCAUCUUUCACCAUCUACAUAUAAAUGCUUCUCCUUAUAUGGCACAUCAUCGGCAAUUAAUGCCCAUAUAGAAGGAGUUUUCUUGCUAAAUGAGGAAUAAUUGGGUAUUUUUUGGUUAAUUAAUUUACUUUUUUGUCUACCUCUCAAGAAUGUGUUCCUUUCAAUCUUGGAAGGCUCCAUGGAAAAAAUGAUGAGAGGAAUAAACAUUAUCUGUAGAUCUGUAAAGCAUUUCCUUGGUAGAUUACCAAGGUGACUACAAGAGUGUACUAUUUUAUAUGGAUCUGGAUGAACUGCACAUCCUUGAGAGGUUUUUAAGACAGCUUCUGCUUAUGGUUGGGGACCACCUGAAUCUCCACAAUAUAUCUUACGAUAUUUUAGUUGGUGGGUAUUCCUUUUAAUAUAACAAAACUCAGUUUAUAAAGCCUUGUUUUACACUGGAGAAUUGCACCAUGUUUCUUGUGGGAAAAUAUCACCAGGCUUGUGAUAAUUCGAUUAGAGAAUUUACUAAGUGCAUCAGAUAAUGACUAUUAUGUAAAUGAAAUAGUUACGAAUCGAAAGAAUUUGGAGAGUAGUUUAUGCUAACUCGCGAAUAUUAGCUCUGCAAGAUAACCCUUAUAAGCCUAUUCAAGACUAGAUGAUGAAGGGGAACAAAAAUCAAACAGAGAAAAUCAUUAAUAACAAUUAGAAAGAGAUUAAAAUCAGAUUGUAAAAUAGUAAAGUGAUAUCUUCUCAUAAUAUCCUUAUUUUCUUCUCCUUUUAUUUUGUGCAUCCUCCUCCUCUACAGUGCAAUGCCUGGCAUCGGUUAAAUCAUCACUAAUUGAAAAAUCUUGUUUGGUCGGCUCUUUUUUUCAUUAUUUUUGGUACAGUGUCCAUUCUAUAUUAGAUUGACUAAUCUACCGAACGGUUGACUGUCCUGUGGCGGAGUUUUUUCAAUCAUACUCUGGGCGAUUUUUUUUCUCCAUGAUGUUAAACGAGCUUUCGAGUCAGCUGGGAAAACAGUCUGAGACACUUGCAGUAUCACACCCACUCGGGAUGUUGAUCUGGCUGGAGAAAUUGAGUACAUCACACUAUCUAUAUUUAAGUUCUUACUUCGAUUUUUGGUACAUUUUAGUGCAUCCUCUACUAUUUCCCAGUUUUAUGACGAUGUUUGCUUCCUACUAGUUCUUUCUCUGUGCCCUAGUGGAUCUAUCUUAUAAAGUAAAUUAUUUCUCUUUGCUUUAAUGAUCGUGGGAUGGUUAAUUCCUCAAAAAAAAAAAUUGAUGUCUAUCUCAUAUCUGAAGUGUCAAAACUGCUAAUCUAAAGAGGCAUAUGAUGGACACUAAUGUGGUAGUUAUGAGAAUUUCUCAGGGAAACUCUUUGAGAUUCUUGUGGGGAGAAGAUCAGAGCCUUUGUGGGAGCUUCUUUUACAAAUCGCGGUGGUAUACUUACUGGAACCAAUUUUCACUGUUGUGUUUGUUGUAAAUAUGACCACCAUGUGGGAAAAUGUGAUGGCAAGCCUGAGAGCACUGGUUUUUCGAAGGAUGCUAAUCCAGAAGGUAUGUAAUGAAAUCGCUGUUUGAGGAAUGUUGACGGUCUAGUUGUGCCAAUUCUCGUUCAAUACCAGUUUUUUAUUUAAUAUAUUUCUUAGUAUUAACAUGAUAUGCCAAAUUCGAUCCACCUAGGGUCAUUUAUUUAUGGAGAAGGAUUCGAAAAAUUGUUGAAUUUUUUUCGAUUGGCUGCUUUGCCUGUUGUCAGCCUUGGUCAAGUUGAUGGAAAGCAUGUGAUUUAGAUAACUUUUGGAAAUAAAGGAUCAUUCUGUCAAUGACCUUGAGGGACAAGUUAGAGGGUACUAACUGGGUGUUGGCUGUUAUCUAAUUCAACAGGAAGUAAUCCCCAGAAGACUUUCUUUACUUUUUACCAGGCCUUGAACUAGAGCGAGAGAGACUCUAGGAAUCUGUGAUUUUCUACCGCAACCCACCCUUACCCAUGGAGGUUCUAGUUCCAUAUGUUGUCGGUUUCUGUUUGUUUUCAAAAAAUGAGUAUGAGACGUAGGAAUGCUAGUACAUUUGUGUCACAUCAAGAUAAUUCCUAGCUUACAGUCGACGGCUCCUCAGAAGUUUGGCAUUGCUAUUUGAGUAUUAAUAUCCGCGAAUGGAAACUAUAUACAUGUGACAUCAAUUAUAGUUGUGAUAGUUUCAUCACUUUUGGUGAUGCCGGAAAAUGAUAUUUGACAACACGAAAUGGAGAAGGGCUAAGGUGGAUCUUUAAGCAAUUCAUGCAAAGACAUCCAUAAUUGAAAAGCCCUCACUCUAGUGCACAAAUGUUGUAUUUUUUACAGGUUAUGUGACUUUCAUAUUAUCAAUAAUCGUGCAUUUACUUUUUAUCUUAAUAGAUGGUAUUUUUCUUCAAGAAAUUUGGUUAAAUCAACUAAAAAAAUUGAUCUCCUCUGCCUCAAUUUGACUGGAUUUUAAGUCAUCCUUUACGUCAGAAUAACUUUCCUAUUUUGAUGGCACACAGUUACAAGCUUCUGUCUUCUUUUUUCUCUUAGUUAUUGUAUGUAAUACCCAUUUUGAUUUCUUCUGAAACGUUAUUUUCAUCUUAUUUCAGGUUGAAUUUUUUGAUCGCCAUAAGGUAUUUUAUAUCGAUAUCUUUUUAUGUCAAUUGAAACUGAAUUAUAUGACAUAAAUGCUCAUAUGUUGGACAAGCAUAUCUUAUUCACCUUAGCAAGUAGAUGUAAAAAUUCUACUUGAGACUUGGUUCAUAUAUGACAUAAAUGCUCAUAUGAGACGGUUCAAAAUUUCGACUUGGAAGGGUCUUGUAAAUUCGGAUACUAAUUAUUGUUUGGACUGAGCCUGUCAUAUAGUUAAUUCUAUUACAGACCAUUUGUAGGUGUAAAUAAAUCUGGUGACGGCCUAAUCAAAUUUGCAUAUGAAGAAAUACUUUCUCUAAUCGACAUUGUGGGAGUUAAAAAAGAAGCCUAGGAAUCUGUCCGUUAACGCAGUUAGUCCCAAGUGAUGAGACUGCAUACUGGAUAAGGAUUUUAAUUGGGAUUUAAUUCAACUACAUGAUGAACACGAGAAUAGUGUGAGGAAUGACGCUGCCAAAUCAAUCGUUGAUUUAAGAAAGAAAGUCAUGCUUGUUAGACGGGGUCUAAAUGAGAACACUUCGGAGGAUUAGUGGCAUUCAUCAGAUAUCUUUCUUAAAAAGAAACGAUACAUCUUCACCCACGGUAAUCACCCUAGUGGCAUUCUUCUUAGUCAAUCCUACACAGAAUUUAGUAACUUGAUAUCAUAGACAUAAGUUGUAUACACCGUAGUUCUCAAAAGUCAAACGGUAUCAACUUUAUAUUAUUAUCAUACACAUAAUCCCAAAGAAUUUACGCUGACAACACAUAUCUUCUUAAUCCACAUGUCCGCUUUUAUAAAAAAUAUACCUGUAUUAAAUGUGCAUAUAUAUCUUUCUGUUAUUACGCCCAUUAAUAUUCCUCUGAGUUUUCUUUCUCUUUGGUACUGCAUCUUUCUGGUAUAUCUAGGGUAUAUCUCCGUGGCCAAUCGGGACGAUGGUGAUUUGGAUCAAAACCAAAUCAGAACACUGGAUCAGGAUCAAAUUAGUUAAUUGCCCAACCAAGGGAAAUGGUUGAUUCCGAUUUUAAAAAAUGAAAGGGAAAAUAUGGUACAUUUAACGUAAAUAUCUGCAUGAAUAUUUUUCUGAAAAAGGUGUAAAUAUAGUUAAAGAUAAAAGGAAGUCUUUUAUUGUACAUUGCAACCAAAAUGUGGCUAACAGUGACUAAUGACAAUAAGCAUCUUUGGGUGUGUUUUCUUCCUUUCAUUUCUUUUUCUUCCCGCAUUCUUUUGUUUCCCUCUCCUUCCUGUACCCUUUCCUCCCUGCUUCUUCCACUGCCCUCCUGUGUUUAUGCUUCCAUAUUUGUUCUCUGAUAGGAGUACUUCUGCAAGAAACUAACUAGAAAAUUGGCCAGUAUUUUCCCUAAUCAGGCCAAUUCGACGGUAACCUUAAAAAAAACUUGACUGUCUACCAGUGGUCCUGACUACCAUGCUCGAGAGUUCUUUGUCUCUUUCAUGUUGAUGCUAAUUCCAUUCAUGGUUUAUCUGUGACUCAAUGCGUGAAAACCAUAACGUCAAGUUAACUCGUAACUGUAACAAAUAGUUAGGGUUAUCUAGUCUGAUGGCAUGAAAAGAUCUCUGCGGUACUCUGGAAAGUCUGAUCUUUAACGUGGAAUAUUGUAAAGGUAUGCAAGAUGAAUCAUAGAUCUUUGAUACUUGAGUUGUUAAAGUGGUUUUAAGUCAGUGAGUCUGGUCAGUUCAGCCCAUUACCUUUAUUUAUUGUCUCUCUGUACACUUGUACUGAGAGAGAUUCACGUUUGGUUAAAAGAUGAAAAGUACUCUCUCUCUCUCUCUCUCUCUCUCUCGGUGAUAAUGCAUAUUUUGUUAACUAGGCACUAAUUUUUACUCUUUUGCUUGCGAGCUGAGAUAUGAGAUUCUGCUUUGCCUUCUUCUAAUGACAGUUUCUGCAUUGAAAAUCAGUUACUUUAUUCAUGAAAAAUUCAGGAUUGAUGUGGAACUAACAAAAUUUUCAACAGGGCGUAAUAUUCCUCGUCAACAUCUUGGGCUUGUUACCAGACACAUGUAUUCAUGAGUUUUUUAUUUUCUAAAGUUGAGGAGAACAUUGGCAAUCGAGAGAGAUCUAUACUCCUUUGAAUCAGCUAGAUAAUCCUUCUUUUAAUGUUUCAACCAGCAUCCUAUUGGUGGCACUGGAGCUGAAGUGGAAGAUAGUUUGUUUGUAGCUGAUACAUGCCUGUGACUGCAUUGAAAACAUCUUGAAACCGGGACUUUACUUUACUAAGGUCUUUCUGUAUUAUUCUACUUUUUAUAAUAGCUAUUUUGAUACUUUACCACAAUAGGGGGGUUGAAGGAAAACAAAAGAAAUCCAAUUCCCAGUCACAUGUCAACUUUUGUUUGUCUGUGACAUAAUAUUCUUAGAACUUUUGUAGAUGCUUUGUAUUCACCCCCAGCAUAAUCUUCCUUAAUCUGUUUCCAUCGUGGCUUCAAAUUGUAUUUCAUCCUGUCAGUUCACUAUAGUUGUGCCAAAUCUUUUGUAGGUUGGUGAACUGACUGGCUUGCUGACAUCCGAUUUGGGGUCUCUAAAAGAUGUUGUUGGUGAGAACGUUUCUAGAGAUCGAGGACUUAGGGCGCUCUCUGAGGCAAGCUUCCAAUAUCACUGUUAACAGUUGUUUAAAAUUAUUGGUAUGCAAUUUUCAUCUCAUAAUAUUUUCAUGUAUGUUGAUUGGGACUAUAUUAACAAUCCUCUUAUGGGUUCGUUUCAUAUGAUAUGUUCCGCUAUUAUUCUGCUUGAAAGACCUCUUUUCACUUCUAACCUUUUCAUGUAGAGCAUCUAUAUUUAUUUCUGCCAAUCAAACAUCUAGUGCAGUGUUUCUAAUUGAAUAUCUUUGCCUGUUUCUUAAAGUAUCUUUUAAUAUGUCUAUCGCUUGUACAGGUUGUAGGUACGAUAUGCAUACUUUUCUCACUUUCCUCACAGCUAGCACCAGUUCUGGGUGCGCUGAUGCUCUCAAUAUCUGUUAUAGUAGGUAAGUUUACAACACAUUUGGUUAUAGUUUUGAAGUCAUACGUGUCAGGUCAUACCUAACUCUCUGGAAGUUCAUUGCCAUUCUUCUUUCGUUCGUAGUUUUUUUUGCCAACUUUAUUGCAUGUUCACUAAGGUACAAUGAAGAUAGCUGGCAUGAACCUGUAAUUUUGUGUCCUUCACUGGUUGGGCGUACCUAGUGAACUAAAUGGCAUUUUUGACUUGUUUUUUAUUUACAACCAUUCAUUCUAUUUUAUUAUAUACUUAGGAAUGUUGGUAAAAGUUAGAUUAGCAUUAUGAGACCCAUUAACUCGUUUAUAAAGUAAUCAUUCAGUUGAUGGGUAACAGUUAAAUAAUAGGGUAGGUGGCAAUGCCAUUGGAAUCAAAGAAACUUAAACAUUAUUGCGUUGGCAAAAUCACUUUAGCAAAUGUUUCAGACAGCUUCAACUGAACCAAACAAAUUCAAUUAUUGUAUGCUACAACAUCCCCCAAAAGCUUCUGAAGUUAUGUCCAACUCUCUUAUUAUGCCUGAUGAACAUAACAUCGGUCAACUUAAUGUUCUAUUUUGCGUAUAAAUAAGGAAUUAUUUUUCUAUUUAACGAAGUACAAAUUGCCUGUAUACAUCCUCUAAAGUCCUAGAUAUUUUUAUUGAAGUUUUUUUUACUGGCUUCCGCUUUUUCCAUAAACAUAGUCUAAUGUUUUAUAGUCGUCGGAGGAUAGGACCAUACUUGUUGAAGAUACAUAUAAAAAUUAAAAUUAAUAAACGGUUAGUGGAAAUACCACUGCAUUAGAAGUGACGCAGAUGACUCGAUGCAUGCCAUCCUCCUCAGCAAUUGAUUGGUGUGAUGCAUUGCUUGCCUUCAUAUUUCUAAGACAUUGAUAUAUUCUUAUUCGUAAUUGACCAAACUCUGGUAGAAGUUUGACGGACAAGACUACUUGGUGUGUGUAAGGGGUCAUUGAAACGGUUUGGGUAUGGUAUGUUUUGGUCUAGUUUAAAAUGUUCAGCUGGUUUUGAAUCCAUAUUCCUAAUUUAUAAAAUGUUUUACUGGUGACCAGAGAGUGCCCAGACUAAAUAAUGGGGAUUAGUGAUCUGUUAGAAUGCAGCAUGAUUCGUCAUGUUCAACUGGUUUUAAAUCCAUGGCCAUUAAUGAAUGGGAAAUGAUUUUUUAAAAGAUACUGGGUCCAGAGCUAAUUCUUUGUCGUUUUUUCAGGGUUCAGUUUUCUUAUUAUUACCUCACUCUAUGCCUUCUUGGUGUGGCCGCAUUUCUGCAUAGAACCAGCUGUUCAUAGUCAGUUACUUUUAUUGAAAGUUGAUUAUGGUUUGUUUAAAUGGAUACUAAAUUUCUGACUUUUUCAUUUUUUUUAAAAAUAUCGCUGCACUCCUAGGGAAAUUUCAUGUCAAGUAUCCAAGUCUAUCGAUCUGAAUUCCAAUCCUAGAUAGCAAGUUUUUUAUUUAAUUAUCAUUCUUGAUUCACAUUCACCCUUUUUUGUGAUUUUAUCUGUUUGUGUUGACUAUUCUACCCUUGCUCUCUAGCUAUUUUUAAGCGGUCAACCAUCCCAGUCUUUAAAUCUCAUGGAAUUUCCCAGGCGAGAAUAUCAGAUUGUGCAACUGAAACGUUUUCAGCUAUUCGAACUGUGAGCUACAGUUUCCCUUUAGUUAUUACAUUUCAUAUUUAUUUUAUCAUUUUCUGUGCAUGUAGUUUUUUUAUUCCUUCCAUCAAAGAGGAAUAAUAGAUAAUGCUGACGAGAUCCCGUGUUCCUCAAAGUUAUAGGUUUGUAAUCUGCUAGAUAGGCUGAUUAACAUAUCUUCCUCCCAUUUAUAAUUAGGUUAGGUCAUUUGCUGGUGAAAAACAACAAAUGUCCUUAUUUGGCUCCCUGGUAAGUUCGUCACCUAAACACCACAUACUAUUUCUUUGUUGUGCCAUGAUUUUUGUGUUGGUGUUACAAUAUCCAAUAUUUAUUCUUUUUAUUUGAUGAACCAUGAAUGAUGUAUUCUACAGUUUUCUAAUCUUAAUUGAAGAUUCACCCUCUGAUAUUGGCCGUUUUUGGAGUUUUUCAUGAUCUGGGAAUCUGAUCCUUGGCUAGGUUCUGUAAUUUUUAUCUAAUGAAUCAUGAUGUCGUAUUGAUGUUUUCAAAUUUAACAUCUUGGUCUUCGUCCUACCCUCUCUUGUAUAAGCUGUUCAAUUUUGGAUCAUGGUCUUAGUUUGAUGCCUUUCAUUUAUGUCGAGUGCAAUCAAUAUUAUUUAGUGACCAUAACAAUUGUGUGCUGCCUAGCACUCGAGAACAACAACGCAAGACAGUCAAACAACGCAACAAAUUGUGUACACUAUGUUAUUGGUUAUUAUACUUUUAGGAGAUAUGAUCUAGAAGUAUAGUAACAAUUAUCAUUAUAUAUUUUCUUGCAUGAAACCUCCUUAAUGAUUAAAAUUUUCUAAAAUUAUAAGGUUUUAAAAUUUUGUAAUAUAUUAUAUUUUUUUCUUCUGGUCCUUGAAGGUGUAAAUCAUGCAUGUGACUAAUUGUUACGUUAGUAAAAAUUAGAUAGCUUGGUGAAACUUAUUAGAAACAUUUUAAGCAUAAAUCUAAUUUAAUAUAAUAUUAUUCUUACUCCUUAUGAUUAUGUUAAUAUAUUAAUUUUCUCAAAUAAAUAAUAUUUUAUUAUUCAAAGAAUUGUGCGUGGCCAUUGUUUAAAAUAGUGUUAAAUGUAUUUAUUAUCUCUAUAAAGAACAGUUAUGCUCAUGUUCACGAGUGGCUGGAUCCAAGAUUGUGGACUACAUGAACCAAGUUGUACGGAAUAGGAGAUCUCACUAGCAUCUGUACUGGCUUGGUACCUAGGCCAUGGCUUGGACUAAACGUGUCAUGUACUCAUUUAACUUAUCCUUUUCGAAAUGUCAGACAAAAUCCUACUUGAACUUUAGUGUCGGUUGGCAAUUCAACCUGAUUAAUACUAUCAAAAUAAGCUCGAAUAAAGCCCCUUCAUAUAUUCAUCUAUCGCUUAUUUGUCUUUCUUUCUGGUGAGUUCUCGAUGAUUGAAUAUUUUGAGGGGAAUAUCUUACCUGCACUUUCUUUCUGGUCUUCCUCUUUGAUAUCAUUGUUAAAUUGAUAUUGUUCUUUUUGGUCUUUCUCUUUGAGAUCUUACUCUACAGUUCAUCUGAGGGGGCAUAUCUGAGAAAACUUUUGUCUUUAAAAGUCAAUUUAUGUAUUGAUGUUUCAAUUUUGUUAACAUUGGGUAUACACAGUUACCAAAAAAAUAUAAAUGCAUUCCUGAUUCAUACAAAUUAUUUUUGGCUACUUAACUCUGGAUAUGAUGCAUCUAUGACCCUGAAAAUUUAUCAUUCGUAAUUUUGACUGUUAACACGGCAGCCAAAAUAGUGAUUUAACUUUGCAUAAGAUAUUGAUUUUAGAAAAAUAAUAAUGGAUAUGAUUCAUGGUAAAACCCUUGAUUUUCAAUUCUGAUUGAUGUUUAUAUUAUGCUGUAAAAGUAUACUUAUAUGUACUUGCAUGUCAAAUGUCUGAUUUUCUUGAUCACAACAGGUUCUUGCUUACCAGAACAGCGGCAUGAAACUUGGAAUUUUGAAGUCUGCAAAUGAAUCAUUGACGAGGGUUGUCGUCUAUAUUUCUCUAUUGGCUGUAUACUUUCUUGGUGGGAGCAAAGUAAAAGCGGUGAGGAUCAUAUUCUGACAUUAUUCAGCUAUUUCCUAAUCGCAAUGUGUUUUUGAAAGGGUAUCCCCUUGACAUCUUAUUGUUCUUGUUGAGAAGUAUGAGAAAUCCAUGGCGUUCUCUAAGCUUAGGUAGUUUCUAAUGUAUCUUUUGUUGUAAAAACUACAUUGCUGCGAUGAACAAGUAAGACGGCAAACCAUGUUGUGAUGAACGAAAAAAUUCUACAUUAGAACAAUUGUCUUUCUGUAAGGAAACAGGAUGAGUUUAAAAAAAUGUGACAAAAAAUGUUUAGCCGGUAAAUGAAAAGGAUGUAUGAGGAGGGUCGGGUUGAUUGGUCUUUGUCCUUUGCUACUGUCGACAAAGCUUUUCAGACUAAACAGAAGCCAAAAGUCUAUUUUAUUUAAUGGUGGAAGAUGCUAAGGAACCUGGAGUGCUUCUAUGAUUCUGUUUAGAAAGUUGGAAAAGUCUACUGAUAGGUGAAACUAAAUUCCUACAGUUGGAUGGAGCUGUUGCAUUUGUGUCGAAUGUUUCAAACAAGAGCCGGAACAUGUAGCUUUAUGUUAUCCAAAAUGGUAUUAUGCUUUAUUCAUUUGUCAUGUAUUAAUGCUUAGCUAGAUUUCCAAAUUGUUGUCAUUGAUUUAGGUAUGUUUAUCUCUAAGUUAUGUAGAUAAUGCACGCACAUUGCUACACUCUGGAUGACAGUUCCCGUCUGAUGAGAUUUGCAGAAGAAGAUUAUGUCAUUCCGAUUUCUUUUAACCCUGGAUUCUGUUUGAUUUCUCUUCUUUGGAUGAGGAUGGAAUCACUGUAUGCCUGAGCUUCAGAAAUAUCUUUCAACUCAUUUAACUUUCUCAUUUUACAUCGUAAUGUAUUGGCUAUCAAAUAAUGAUAGAAUGAAGAUUCAUGGGAGUUGGAAUUAUUAGAAUAACGGAGAUCAUAUUUGAUUGAGUGAUUCAGAUUAUAUCCGACCUGGAGGAAAAUGAGCUCGCCCUUUAGAAAUACUGGAAGUAAAGUAGUUAAAAAAAUGUGGAUAGCUGAGGAUGUCACCAUUACACACAUUCUGAUGGCAUUGGGACGGCUUUAGUUUUACUUUCUGAUCCAGACACAGAUCAUUCUCAACAUGCCGUCUGUAUAAUUAGUUAGAAGAUUCCAAUAUUUAAAAUCUAAUGGCUGAUUUGUGACCACCCAAGAUAGAAGGUGAAAGGAGUUUGAUUUCCCGGAGUAACAGCUGUAUCAUUCAUGCAUUUGUUGAUGAACUGGGUCAUGUGUGGAAAAUACUCAGUUUCGGAGGCACAUCACUUUUUGUAGGCCAUUUUUUCUCGGAUUUUGUAACAUUCUUGAAGCUUCAGAGAUUCAAGGGUUAUUCUGAACUUUGGGCCGAUCUAUCUUCUUCUGUUGAAUACUGCACUUCUUUGGGCCCAUACCAUGUUUUUUAAUAUAUCCAUUAGCUUUGGACGCGGAUAUAACAAUGAAGAAUAUGAGCGUGCCUUACACUUGUGUGGUCUAUGAAUUUUAUAUUAAGAAGUUUUUUAUGAUGUUUUGAGUAGCUAUAACCACCUUGGAAUGCGAAAUUUACCGUCAUAUCGUAUGCCUCAAAGUGAUUCCUAUGUUCAGUAUUUAUAUCACAUAUAUAGGUUGCCAUGGCUUACAAUGAAUGAUUAUCUUAAGUUGGUUACAGCUGUGGUGAUAACCUUUGUAACAUUUGGAGAUUUUGUUAAGCUGGAAGUCAUAUUUGAGAUGAAUUAGUCCUUAAUAAAUGCAUUUCCUUGACUCGUUUUCAAUUGUCACAGGGUGAAUUGUCUGUCGGAACAAUGGCUUCUUUUAUUGGUUACACAUUUACAUUGACAUUUGCUGUAAGUAUUAUUUUUUUACUGAAUUUUCAGUAAACAUCUUUUAUUCAUCCAUCUCACUGUUCUUUCCAUGCAAUAAAAAAACCCAGGUUCAAGGUGGUGUAAACACACUUGGUGAUAUCCGUGGGGCCUCUGCAGCCGUUGAACGAAUUAAUUCAAUUUUAUCUGACACAGAUAUAGAUGAUUCUCUCGCAUAUGGCCUGAGAAAGGAAUUCACUUUAAGAGAAAAUGAUGACCGACUUGAACUUUUCAAGGACGAUCCUUCUGAUCUUGAUCAAGCACCAAGUUCUCAUUUCACGUCAAUAUUAAAAUCAGCUAGUGAUGGAUAUAAUCUAGCAUGGUCUGGUGACAUAUGUUUGGAAGGUAAUGUUGUUACACUUCUGACUAUUUCUUUUGUUAUGAAUCACUAAACUUAAGUUCCGUUUUUGGUAAACUUCCAUUUCACAUUUUCCUGUUUCAGAGAAUUUCAGAAAAAAAAUUAAAUGUCCCUUUCAUUGAUAGACUGAAACAUCAAGAUUUUUUCCGCUAGCAGUAACUGGGAAAAUUAUGCUCUCAACACUAACCUUCACCCUUUUUACGAAGAAGCUAGGGGGAUAUGAGUGGACUGAGAGGAUUACUGUCAAUAUUUUGAGGAGACUUCUGUAGCCAAAGUACAGUAAGAAUGGUGGAAACAUUGAGAGGCGCUUCAAUUUUUAGGAAAGCAUGAAUGCAAGAAGAUUUGGUCAAAUGACAGGGUUUCAAAUGAUCAAUCUAAUUUUAUGCCAAUAAGAUCAAUUAUGAAAAUCAGUUUCUAGCUCGGAAAAUUAUUGGAAUUUUUUUCGGAAGGAAUGGUUAUUUCAUGUUUUUCUUAAUUGGAGAAAACAUUGAUGGAGUACUCACUGAUGUUAUCGGAGCUAACGGAAAAACGACAUUAUGAGAAGUUACAUAGGUAUAAUUAUGGAUACAUAUGAGCCAGAAAACUGACGUGUGGAUGUUUGAUUGAAGAACAAAUAGUUUUAAAUUUCUGUUGGUUUGUAGAUUUGAAUACGUAUAUUUUUACACAUAUAAUUAUAUAUGAACAAUGAUGAAGUUCUAAUGGAUAUGAGUAAGGCUGAAGAGUAGAAACUGAUACUGUAAAAAAAUGCUGUAAAUUUUUUUAGAGUUUAAUAGAGAAUUGUAAGAUAUGUGACGUUCAGGCUGCAAUAUUAAAGGAAAUUAACAUUUGGCUCAUUAGGCAGUGAUAGCUGCCCUCAAAGAUCAUUGCAGCUACCUAUAUUUUUUGAUAGUUGAUAUUUUUGAUUGGGAUUUCUAUAUUCAAGGUUAUGACUGCUUGCCUAAAGCCAAAGCCCGCAGUUUGAAGUGCUCUGUGAUCAUCAGAUUGAUUUAAGAUCGAAGUUGUAUAAAAUGGUUCUAAAACCAUGUAUGAAACUGUCGGAUUACGUCGAUCUUGUUUAGAGCAGCUGAAACGAGAAUUCUAUAGCCUUCCAGUGCAUGAUGUUUCCUGGACUGUGGACUCGAGGUACUGAGUCUUCAACACUUGCAGGGGGGCUUUUGAGCGUUUUUAGGGAGGCUAUUGGGGGUUUACUUUGUGGAUCGUCUCUUAGCUAUUUUAUAUUUCAUGAAGUACCUAUCACUCUUUGCACUUUUUAUCUCUAGUUUAUUCUUGAAGAUAUUUGUGGAAUUUGUCUUUUCUUCAUUCAAUUGUAUACAUAUGAAUUAUUCGUAUGCCACUAUUUAUUAGUGGAAGUGGAUUUUGUGGCAGGAAAGGCAUGUCAGUAAUUGUUUCCCCGGACGGUUCAUGGUUUUGAAUUCAUCUGUUUUAUAUUGAAGCAUCUCUUAACAAAUAUCCCUUGACUUAAUAAUCGCACUGCCAAAUGGCUUUCCUUUUGAAGUGUCUCUCGAUAAACAUCCCUUGAAUAAAUAAUCUUAUUUCAGAGAACACUAUGUCGCAAGGAACUUCCUUGAUACCUCUUGAAGGCAUAUAACACUUUCAGAUCUUUUUGAAAUAAGAUUAGGCUCGACUAUGGUGUUAUUUGUGGUGUUUAUUUUGGAAUUUCAUCAUAUCGAAUGUCUGAACGUAAUUUACUCGUAGGUAGGCAUUUUAUUUAUGUUCUAUGCUUUUGCUUGUGCUAACACAUUCUAGAAUCCAUAAUCUACUGAAAGAAUGUCCUAAUGUAGGACAAGGAGGAAACUAUGCCAUCUUUCCGGGCCAUAAUUAAUCAUCAUAGUGGAGUUUUAAACCAAUAAAAGCAAAUCCGAUAGUCUUUCAAAUCAUUGGGGGUUGAUUUAAAGAAAAAGUCUGAUUAUCUUAUUCUAUGCUGCAAUCUUUUUUUUUCCCCUUACAGAUUCCGGCUACAUGUCAUAAAACUAACUAAUAAGUGUCUCUCAAUCUUUUUCGGUCUGCUAUUUAAAAAAUUGACAAAUAUCCCAUUAAAAACUCCGCAAUGGAACUUUAUUCAAUGAACUUGAUUGACAUUCACAAAUCGCAUGAUAAAUUUCUAUUGUUAAUUCGUUUCUUCCUUUUUUUAUUUGAUUAGUCUGUGAGCCCCCCUAAUCCCGAAGUUAAAGAUGACGUAUUGAUUUGAAGCAAUCGAAGUCAAGAUUUUGCAACAUGGAUUUAUUUUCAGGGCAUACAAUCAUGAUGAUUGCCUGUCUCAGUUUUGUCCUUUCACUGAAUAACACGCGAUGAUAACUCUUGAUCGACUAUUGACGACAAAAUUUACUUAUGAACUUUCAUCCUGUGUAUUUAAUUAUAUUAAAUUUACAUGCAAUACUGUGCUGAGAUUGCCGGCAUCAUCUUCCUUCUUCGGUCAUAAGAGAUUAUUUUGGAAAGAACUGAAGAUAAGUUUUUAUAGCAAAUGGUAAUUACCUUAGGAAACAACACUCAUAAAAAGCUUCCCAUAUACGAAAUUAAUCUGAAUGAAUGAAUGAACUGGGGAAAGCAGGGUCUUCUAAUAGAGAUCAGCAGGAAGGGAAGGGGGUAGCCCUCUUCAUCACUAACAACGUCACCCACUGUUUACAUUCUGACAGAUGUUUACUUCUCGUACCCAAUGAGGGACGACGUGGACGUCUUAAAUGGGCUGACUUUGACCUUAAAAUGCGGACAUGUUACUGCCCUUGUGGGCCCCAGCGGAGCUGGAAAGAGCACCAUUGUUCAGCUGCUGGCACGCUUUUAUGAGGUAUCCCCUUCCCUUCAGCUGAGACAUCAUCGGUCCUUUGCAUUCCCAUACUAUGCCCAUCAAUAUGAUAUUCACAGCCAACAAGAGGUCGGAUCACUGUGGCCGGUGAAGACGUUCGGAUAUUCGACAAGAGGGAUUGGGCUCGUGUUGUUUCCAUUGUCAACCAGGUAACCUUCCGAGCUCAAGGCCCUCUACAGUGAUGGCUACAAACCCGCCAUUCUUUUCAUUCACUACCGCCGCAGGAACCGGUCCUGUUCUCGGUUUCUGUGGGAGAAAACAUCGCGUACGGUCUGCCAGAUGAGAACGUCUCUAAAGACGAUAUAGUGAAGGCGGCCAAGGCGGCUAAUGCGCAUGAAUUCAUAAUCUCUCUUCCCCAGGUCCGCAUUUCAAUGCUGAUUUUCUCUUAUCGCAUCAGCAAGUUCCUGUGUAGUUUCUAAUUAUGGGUUAUGUUUCCAAUUAGGGAUAUGAGACGCUAGUCGGCGAAAGGGGAAGCUUGCUGAGCGGGGGGCAGAGGCAGGUAAUGGAACAUGAUCAUACCCUUCGGAUGGUUCUUGGGUUGCCUCAGCUUACCGUUUUCACCCGCAGAGGAUCGCCAUAGCUCGAGCCAUCUUGAAGAACGCUCCGAUACUGAUACUAGACGAAGUAAAGCUUCCACUUUUCUUCUAAGAUUGCCGAAACCCAGUUAGAUCCGGGGAGCUGACCCUCUCUUCUCGCUCUGGGUCUUCUCUCCCGCCAGGCCACUAGCGCUCUGGACACGGUCAGUGAGCGCCUGGUCCAGGAGGCUCUGGAGCAUCUGAUGAAGGGGCGGACGACUCUGGUGAUCGCCCAUCGGCUGAGCACAGUUCAGAACGCCCACCAGAUCGCCCUCUGCGCCGAGGGAAAGAUCGCGGAGCUUGGAACCCACUUGGAGCUGCUGGAGAGGAAGGGCGUCUACGCCUCGCUGGUUGGCACGCAGAGGCUCGCCUUUGAAUGA